CAUCGGGACAGCGCGGGGAUGUCGGGAACUGGAGAGCUACCCCUCACGCAGCUGUCUGCGCGGGCGGGUCAGGCACCGGCGGGGGCUCCGGUCGGUGGAUGGAAGGAGCGACGGAGGGUGAUUGAAAAGGAAAUAGUGCUGCUGUUGGGGCUUAUAUGUUGCUUGGACGCGCGCAUGAGAUUCGAGGUUUGAGUACUUGAGGUCGACACCACGCAAUUGAUUGUCAAGACGAAUUGAGCUCGAGACUACUGCAGUGAUUAGAAGCACACAGAUACAAUGUCGUCAAAACACUUCAUCCACGACCCCACCCACCUCGUCGCCACCGCGCUGCGCAGCAUCCCCCUUACAAACCCCAGCGUGGCAUGCGACCUCCCCAACAAGAUCAUCUACCUGCGCGACGCCGCGCCCAGCGUCUCCAUUGUGUCGGGCGGCGGCUCCGGCCACGAGCCCUCCUUCGCGUCCUUUGUGGGCCGCGGCCUGCUCGCCGGCGCCGUCGCAGGCACCAUCUUCGCGUCCCCGAGCGCUGAGCAGGUGCGCAGGUGCAUUCUGCACCGCGUGCGGCGCGAUCGGGGCGUGCUGGUCGUGGUGAUGAAUUACACGGGCGACGUGCUGAAUUUCGGGAUGGCGGUGGAGAAGGCGCGGGCUGCGGGGAUCGAAGUCGAUAUGGUGGUUGUCGGGGACGAUGCGGGCGUGGGGCGGGCGAAGGGGGGGAAGGUGGGGCGCAGGGGAAUUGCGGGGACGGUGCUGGUGCAGAAGGUUGCUGGGGCGUUGGCGGCGAGAGGGGCGAGUCUGAAGGAUGUGACGAGGGUGGCGCAGAUCGUGGCGGAUCAUACCGUGUCGAUUGGGUCGUCGCUGUCGCAUGUUCAUGUGCCGGGGCGUAGGGAGCCGGAGGAGGACGAGUUGAAGGAGGGCGAGGUUGAGAUCGGGAUGGGGAUUCACAACGAAGCUGGAUCGGAGCGCAAGUCGACAGAUCUGCCGGGGUUGGUGAAGACGAUGCUGGAGCAUUGCUUGAAUACGGCGGACCAGGAUCGGAGCUUCUCGAGCAUCAACGAAAAAGACGAGGUCGUGCUUCUCGUCAACAACCUCGGAGGCGUCAGCCCAUUGGAACUAAGCGGGAUCACGAACGAGGUCGUGGAGCAGUUGGCCGGGACCUUCAAGAUCAACCCGGUCCGAAUCCUCUCCGGAACUUUCAUGACGAGUCUGAACGGCCUUGGCUUCAGCAUUUCCUUGCUGAAGGUAACUGAUCUGCAACUCGGCAGCGGUCCUUCAAUGCUGGAACUGCUAGAUGCGCCGGCUGAGGCCAGUGGCUGGUCUGCGGCAAUUAGCAGCGGCACGUGGCAGAAGCGAGGACAGGCAGCAGCCGAAGAGAAGCAGACAGACUAUGAAGAGAUCCAACCCAGCACUCUUAGGGUGGACCCUACAGUAUACCAGUCAGCUUUGAAAACGGCGUUGGAUCGGCUCAUUUCAGUCGAGCCUGACGUUACUAAAUAUGAUACGAUAGUCGGCGACGGCGACUGUGGCAUUGGCUUGAAGCGGGGCGCAGAAUCGAUUCUGGACAUGCUAGGCACAGCGGAGAGCACAGAUGACUUGCUAAUCCUUCUCAACCAUAUCAUUCAGGUUGUUGAGGUGUCCAUGGACGGAACUUCUGGUGCCAUCUACGCUAUCUUCCUGAAUGCGCUCGCCCAUGGACUGCGACAAAACGCACCCUCUUCGCCUGGACCAGUCACGCCCGAAAUUUGGGCCAAAGCGCUGGACUCGUCUCUCAAAGCGCUCGGAAAGUACACGCCAGCCCAGCCCGGAGAUCGAACGUUAAUAGAUGCGUUGCACCCCUUUGUCCAGACGUUGUCGAAGACGGGAAGCAUCGAAGAAGCUGCAGUGGCCGCGCAAGAAGGCGCGCAAGGUACAAAGGGUAUGAAGGCGAGCUUAGGCAGAACCGUGUAUGUUGGAGGCCAAGGGUUCCAGGAGGUUCCAGAUCCUGGGGCGCAUGGACUCGCUGAACUACUGUUGGGCCUGAGCGAGGGACUGAAGAAGUAAAGGUGGGGUAUCGAUUGAUUCGUUCGGUGGUGCUCGCAGGCGGUGCGAUCGAUAUGUAAAUUUUAAUGCAUUCCAAACUCCAAGAUCGUGAUCG
Molecule: messenger RNA, 2128 nt
Organism: Boeremia exigua
Lineage: Eukaryota; Fungi; Ascomycota; Dothideomycetes; Pleosporales; Didymellaceae
Product: dihydroxyacetone kinase
Exons: 5
Coding region: 277-2034 (585 amino acids)
Biological process (GO): glycerol catabolic process
Cellular component (GO): cytosol
Molecular function (GO): ATP binding; glycerone kinase activity
Source: RefSeq, a predicted model, not a curated record